AUAACAUCCCCAAACAGUUUGUAGACAGCGACCCAUAUAAACAUUAUUUACUCACAAUAUUGCCGAUUUCAUACACGAUUUACUCGCUAUAUUUGGGUAUUUACAUCGUUAUAUGUGUGCACUGGUGGCGAACACAUAUAAAACUCGGACAAUUUGUCAACAUCGAUUUAAAUGUUGCCCAUGGUAAAUAAAUUAGGCCCCUAAAAGUUGAGUUUUUAAUAAUAUCUUGCAGUACUUUCACAAUCCGAAGGGCGCAUGUGAAGUCACUGUACCACGUGACUACCUACCUAAUUAUCUAGACUUUUUGAAAUCGGGGCUUAGAUUUAAGUCUGUAUUGUGGUUAAUUAUCGCAAAAUUUCGGCGAACGAACUAUUAGAAUUAAUUACUAUAAGCAUAAAGAAGACGAAAUGCAUGUAAUGUUGUAAACUUUGAAAACAUGAGAUGUGUCCUUUAACAAACAUUCUUAUAGUACUCUACAUUACGCUAAUGAAUUACCGGUUUAUCUCGCAUAGGUAUUGACUUAUAUAGUUCUGUACAUUAACUUUAUUAUAACAAAGAAGUUCUACAGCGUUUAUUAAUCAGGCUUCUCAUUGACUCAAAUUUGACACGUUGGAUUAUUUAUGUGGGAGUUAACUGGACUGGGGUACCCGGAGGAGACACACUUAUUGGAUUAUUUAUGUGGGAGUUAACUGGACUGGGGUACCCGGAGGUGACACACUUAUUGGAUUAUUUAUGUGGGAGUUAACUGGACUGGGGUACCCGGAGGAGACCCACUUGCACGAUUGGGCAACCAAUACCCCCAGUUAUCCACUGUCAAUUAUAAGGAUCGAACUAGAGUCACAACAGUGAAAAGCGAUUGCGUUGACCAGUACUCGACCGGGACAUGCAUACAUUUCCAUAGGAUUACUAGUCUAUCUCAUACUAAUUGUGACUAAUAGUACUGUACUUUAUCUAUAUAGAUUACUAGUCUAGAUUACUAGUCUAUCUCAUACUAAUUGUGACUGGUACAAGUGUAGUAUAACUUAUGGAUUGUUAUUCUAGACAGACCUGUAUCUUGAAACUGUAGGGCAAAAUGCAAAACAAGUACAAUGGAUCAGUACAGAAAUGAGAUCAGUAUAGGACUGGGUAUGGAUCAGUACAGAAAUGAGAUCAGUAUAAGACUGGGUAUGAAUCAGUACAGAAAUGAGAUCAGUAUAAGACUGGGUAUGAAUCAGUACAGAAAUGAGAUCAGUAUAGGACUGGGUGGCUACAGGAACUGCAGCAGAAACGGAAGAAGUGGGUCAGUAUCAGGACUUACAUCAAUACAUCGCACGUAGACGUGUAUAUAUUGUUAUUAAUGAUAGAAUUAGAAAAUGAGUCUUAAAAUAUCUCAUGAAAUGUAAAGGGACAGUCAAAUGGUUUUAAAGGAAAUAAUACAUCAUGAUUGCUUUAAUUUUAGAACACGGACGAGAUUUUAAUGCUGAUAUAAAGGUUACCUCUGUUCAAAAGGACUUAUUUCAUAACCAAUCACUGCGAUUUCACCAGUUUAUUAUUUAGUUUUAAAUACUUUCACUUUUAUAAUGAAACAUCUUAAAACAUACUUAAGCUUUUUGAUUUGUGCUCAAAUAAUAACCAUUGCAGAAUCGACUUGCGAAGGAAAAGAGGCUGUCAUUUGCUGUUGUGGUUACAGAAGGAAAGCACGAAACAAAAUCUCUACUAAUAACCCAUUCAAGGGAUUAGCUGCGAAGAGAACAUCAGACACUCACAAAAAUCCUGUUACCCCUCCUUCUGCAGUCUUGCCAUCCACAGACAGAAGUCAGGCAGCUGAAGCCACUCAGUCUCAUUAUCCAUCAUCUCUGGAGGAAAAAUUGACAUUAAUCAUCAACAGAUUAUCAACUAAUCCACAAAGUCAAACAGACAGCGCGUUACACGUUCCUCUACAGAUAGGCAUGGCGUUGAUUCUGUUGCUUCUUUUAUUUUGAUUGUGGUAUAUCUUGUUAAAAAGGGAUCGAAAUGUGCAAGGUCCUUAAAAUCAAGGCCAUCAGGAAUGCUACCACGAAAUUCCUACGAUUACCAUUGUUUCCAAAUUGAGAAACAAUCGUCCUCGUCUAUCACCUCUGAUGGAGUUUUCUACGAUGAGAUUACAGAAGUAAGGAUGAACUACUAUGAUGAACGAAAGCCAUAUACUCUGGGACUUCGAACACAAUCAGUGUGAUUCAUUUCUUUUUAAUGCAUAUAGAAUUUAUAUCAAGAUGGAAAGACGAUAUUAUCUGGAAAUGAAAUAUAACGAGGAUUACCAAAGACAAAACAUUGUAAAUAGUUUAACAUAUCGUCGCUCUCCGCAAUAAUAAUCCCUCCCAGGCACCUGCUAUAUGUUUGCCCCACUCUCUAUUUUGUUUUGCUUAUUUGAGUUAUGAGAUGGAUCAAUGUUCAUUAUCUUCGUCUUUCGUUUUCGAUACAUUUCAUGUUACAUUCAUGACUAGUGUAACUACAUUGUACUUACUGUAUAAAAUUUAACUUUAUUAUCAUCUUUGAAGUGUUUUAAAAUGUGUAAAUCAG
Ostrea edulis (European flat oyster) is the source of this 2538-nucleotide messenger RNA. RefSeq lists its product as uncharacterized. The record is from RefSeq and is a predicted model, not a curated record. The transcript is spliced from 3 exons. NCBI's taxonomy places the organism in Eukaryota, Metazoa, Mollusca, Bivalvia, Ostreida, Ostreidae. The coding region runs from base 1560 to 1961 and encodes 133 amino acids.